UGAAAAUGCUUGAGAUGGGGUACAAAAAGAUGAGAGGAGCUUUAGCUAACCGACCACAGAAAAUGAGAAAGAAUGGGCGGAUCAACUUUAUCGUCCAUUGAAAUGGUGAGCUGGUUGCUGCUGCUGGUGAUGAGUGUGGCUGCUGCUGCAAGAUCCAUAUCCAGUGCCACUAAAUGCAUUGAUGGGGAGAGAGAAGUACUCCUCAAGUUCAAGCACAGCGUUCUUCACAUGCAUAACUUUCUCAGCUCUUGGGGCAACCACAGUGAAGAUUGUUGCUUCGGUUGGAAGGGAGUUGGGUGCGAUAACAUUACUGGUCAUGUCAUCAGGAUCGAUCUUUCUGGUACGUGGAAUCUGUCCUCGAAAGUUGGAUAUACCAGCAUUCCAUUCAUUUAUGAGCUGCGCUAUUUGAAGUAUUUGGAUCUUAGUGGUAACUUUGAUUUACUGGCACACCAGAGCAUCUCAUCUUUGAUUGGGAACAACAAUAGUAAUAACGCUAGUAUUAUAGUUUCCAUUCAACAUCUCAGUCUAGCUAACACGGGAAUUCAUGGCACCAUUCCUGAAAAUUUUGGAAACAUCAUGCGUUCCCUCACGCAACUUGAUCUCAGUUAUAAUUGGUUAGGAGGCUCCAUUCCUGAAAAUUUUGGGAACAACAUGCCUUCCCUCAUGCACCUUGAUAUCGGUCAUAAUAGCUUACAAGGCUCCAUUCCUGAAAAUUUUGGAAACAACAUGCCUUCACUCAGGCACCUUGAUCUCAGUUAUAAUCGGUUAGGAGGCUCCAUUCCUGAAAAUUUUGGAAACAACAUGCUUUCCCUCACGCACCUUGAUAUCAGUCAUAAUAGCUUACAAGGCUCCAUUCCUGAAAAUUUUGGAAACAACAUGCCUUCACUCAGGCACCUUGAUCUCAGUUAUAAUCGGUUAGGAGGCUCCAUUCCUGAAAAUUUUGGAAACAACAUGUCUUCCCUCACGCACCUUGAUCUCAGUUAUAAUAGGUUGGGAGGCUCCAUUCCUGAAAAUUUUGGAAACAACAUGCCUUCCCUCACGCACCUUGAUCUCAGUUAUAAUCGGUUAGGAGGCUCCAUUCCUGAAAAUUUUGGAAACAACAUGCCUUCCCUCACGCAUCUUGAUAUGAGUUGGAAUGGGUUCAAAGGCUCCAUUCCUGAAAAUUUUGGAAACAACAUGUCUUCCCUCACGCACCUUGAUAUCAGUUACAAUAGCCUAAAAGGCUCCAUUCCUGAAAAAUUUGGAAACAACAUGCCUUGCCUCGCACACCUUGAUAUCAGUCAUAAUAGCUUAGCAGCCUCAAUUCCAGAAAAUUUUGGAAACAACAUGCCUUCCCUCACACACCUUGAUAUGAGUCAUAAUAGCUUAGAAGGCUCAAUUCCUGAAAAAUUUGGAAACAACAUGCCUGCCCUCACAUACCUUGAUAUCAGUCAUAAUAAUUUAGGAGGCUCAAUUCCUGAAAAUUUUGGAAACAACAUGCCUGCCCUCACAUACCUUGAUAUCAGUCAUAAUAAUUUAGGAGGUUCCAUUCCUGAAAAUUUUGGAAAAGGCAUAUCUGUUGUCAUAGCCCUGGCGAAUCCCGGGCUACGUGGAUUCAAUGAAGAUAUGAAUAAGCUUAUUGGCAUUGAGUUUUACGCAAGCAUGGAAGUCGGAUAUGUGGUUGGAUUUUUGGGACUUAAUGUAACAAUGCUAUUCAACAGGCCCUUUAGGUUUGCAUAUUUCAAAUUCCUUCAAGAUGUUGUUGAUUGGGCUUAUGUUGUAGCUGCAGUCCACAAAGCAAAGUUUGUGAGAAUACUUGGGGUUAACAGGUGGAGUCGUGAUGGGGCUUGAGGACAGUUUGGAAUGACACUGAAAGAAGACAGUGCUCCGAGUAUUGCUGCAGUUCAAGAUGCUCUGCAUGUUUGAUUGAGGAUCUGAUAGCCAAGAAAGCUUAAAUGUGAUCCCAAUUUUCCAGAUUUGGCAAACUAGGUUACUGAGGAGACAUCACCAUAAGUCUUUCGCUUAAUAACCCUGUUGAUUGUGGCAUAUUAAAACCUUGUUGUAUUUGGCUUGUUUUAUUUCAUUUGAUGAUAUAUCUCGUAGAAAUUACUCAAAAUAGGACUAUAACUAUGUCAAAAACUCAAAAUAGUACUUACUAUGUUUUUCUUUUCAAAAUAGGACCAUAUUAGUCCUAUUGGAAACAUACAUAUUUUUUCAUUC
This is a messenger RNA of Cuscuta europaea, 2199 nucleotides long. NCBI's taxonomy places the organism in Eukaryota, Viridiplantae, Streptophyta, Magnoliopsida, Solanales, Convolvulaceae. The record is from the annotation of a GenBank genome assembly.